GAUUUUUAAAUUGAAGAGUGACUCGUCGUCGGAGGAGCGUGUGGCCCUGUGUGGCUAACUAGCACUGCGGAGGGUGGGGACAAAAAGUUGCCAGACCUCGCCCAGCCAUUGCUUCAUUCAGACGGGCAGCUAACCCUCAAGACGCCGCGAGACCGCCGCACCAGGUUUACGUCGAAGGGGGAUUUUGACACAGCCGUGUCAAUAAAGUUUAUACACCAUGUUCAGGAAGACCUUAAAAAAGGACCCCGAGCUGUUUCAGAACGUGGCGGACGGGCUGCGGCAGCUUUACCGGACCAAACUGUUCCCUCUGGAGGACACGUAUCGAUUCCACGACUUCCACUCGCCUGCCCUCGAAGAUGCCGACUUCGAGAACAAGCCCAUGGUGCUGCUGGUGGGACAGUACUCCACCGGCAAAACCACCUUCAUCCGCCACCUCAUGGAGCAGGACUUCCCCGGUAUGCGGAUCGGGCCCGAGCCGACCACAGACUCGUUCAUCGCGGUGAUGCACGGGGAUCAGGACGGGGUGAUUCCGGGUAACGCGCUGGUCGUCGACCCCAAGAAGCCCUUCCGCAAACUCAACGCCUUUGGAAACGCCUUCCUGAACAGGUUCAUGUGUGCCCAGUUGCCCAACCCGGUCCUGGAGAGCAUCAGCAUCAUCGACACUCCCGGAAUCUUAUCAGGAGAAAAGCAGAGGAUCAGUCGAGGAUACGACUUUGCUGCCGUGUUGGAGUGGUUUGCGGAGCGCGUGGACCGCAUCAUCCUCCUUUUCGAUGCCCACAAGCUGGACAUCUCCGAUGAGUUCUCUGAGGUGAUCCGGGCGCUUAAGAACCACGAGGACAAAAUGCGCGUGGUCCUGAACAAGGCUGACCAGAUCAGCACCCAGCAGCUAAUGAGAGUCUACGGGGCGCUGAUGUGGUCCCUGGGAAAAAUCAUCAACACGCCAGAGGUGGUGCGCGUGUACAUCGGGUCGUUUUGGGCCCAGCCCCUGCUGGUGCCGGACAACAGGAAGUUGUUUGAGGCCGAGGAGCAGGACCUCUUCAUGGACAUCCAGUCCUUGCCCCGCAAUGCUGCUUUACGUAAACUCAACGACCUCAUCAAGCGAGCGCGUCUCGCAAAGGUGCACGCAUACAUUAUCUGUUCGCUGAAGAAGGAGAUGCCAAGCGUGUUUGGAAAGGACUCGAAGAAGAAAGAGCUGAUUUCCCAUUUGGGGGAGAUCUACUUGAAAGUGGAGAAAGAGCACCAGAUCUCACCUGGAGACUUCCCCAACCUUGCUAAGAUGCAGGAGCUGCUCAACGCUCAAGACUUCUCCAAGUUCGCCGCGAUGAAGCCCAAGCUGCUGGAGGCGGUGGAGGACAUGCUGGCCAACGACAUCGCCCGCCUCAUGGCCUUGGUGCGUCAGGAGGAGGCGGCGCUGCCCAGCAACUCGGUCAAGGGCGGCGCCUUCGAGGGAACCAUGAGCGGGCCCUUCGGCCACGGCUACGGCGAGGGGGCCGGCGAGGGCAUCGACGACCUGGAGUGGGUGGUGAACCGCGACAAGCCUUCGUACGACGAGAUCUUCUACACGCUCUCGCCCAUCAACGGCAAAGUGUCCGGCGCUGCCGCCAAAAAGGAGAUGCUCAAGUCCAAACUCCCCAACACGGUGCUGGGGAAGAUCUGGAAGUUGGCAGACGUGGACAGAGACGGCCUCCUCGACAACGAAGAGUUUGCCCUGGCCAACCACCUGAUCAAAGUCAAACUGGAGGGCCACGAGCUGCCCGCCACGUUGCCCGAUCACCUGGUGCCCCCGUCCAAGCGUGGGACCGCACUGCAGGAGUAGCGCUUCACUUUCUGUUUGGGACUCUAAGCACGGCAGAGACUGAGGGUUUGGUGGGAGAGGAGUGGGUUUCUCGUGAAUUAGGGGAUACAUGUUAACAAUUGCAGCUCUGGGAGAAAAAAAAACCAAGAUAAAAAAUUUAAAAAAACACUCGACCUAUUUGGGUAAUUUGACUGUUUUUGAUUUUCUGCAAAUAAAUGCUCUAAAUCAGUGGUUCUCAAACUUUUUACGUGAAGUAAAAAAUGUUUUGCUCCAAGUACCACCGUGACCAACAAUAAUGUACAGUAGGCUAAAGUGUUCAAUGAAAACAAGGUAUUUUUUAUUCCUGAAAGAUAUAUUUAAUAUUGUAAGCCAUUGUAACAUUAUGCCCGGUUUGAAUGGUAGCAUUGCACUUAGAGGGGGGAAAGAAAAAAAAAACUUGAAUAAUUAUUAAUUUGAAAUCUAUCACACGAUAAAAUAAAAACUGUACCUAAACAUUUAAAAAUAAACUUAAGUGUUGUACUUUAAUACAACUGAACUGUACUUAACAAAUGUACUGUACUUGGUUUAAAAAAAAAAAAAGUCAUUCAUUUCAUUCUGUGAUCGGUUCGUAUAAGUGAGUAAAAUGAACAUUUUUGUUUUAUUGUAUCAACUUCUAAUAUCAUAACUCCCAAAUUCGAAAGCCAUACAUACUAUCAUUUGCAGCAGUGAGUCUCAAUGGGUCGAACUAGUGGUUCGCGAGCUCCCUCUAGUGGUACACACAAAUAGCAAAAUCAGAGAAGUUGAUCAUUUUUGCCACUGUGUUUCUUUUUUUUUUUUUUUUUUUUUCCAGAGCUGUACAUGGGGAAAUAAAUGGGGGGCGGGGGGUCCAUUCAUGAGAGGACAUAGCGGAACUUGCAUGAUGCGUCUGAAGCUAAAUUUACACCUAAAUGUAAAUGAUGUUUUAUAGUAUACAGUAUAUAGUCCAGAUUAUUUGUUGAUCCAAAGAAGUAUUUUUUUUUUUUUCAAUUUGGAGAGAGGAAAUAAAUAACUUCAUCUAUAUUUUUGCAUUUCCUGUCUUUGACUCCAAAUGCUUCCCUUUUUUUUUUUUGUUAUUAUACCAGAUAAAUAAAAAAGAACACAUAUCAUCUGG
Phyllopteryx taeniolatus (common seadragon) is the source of this 2924-nucleotide messenger RNA. RefSeq names its product EH-domain containing 1a (gene ehd1a). The transcript has 6 exons. Gene Ontology annotation, biological process: endosomal transport; endocytosis. Bases 218 to 1816 code for a protein of 532 amino acids. The record is from RefSeq and is a predicted model, not a curated record. NCBI's taxonomy places the organism in Eukaryota, Metazoa, Chordata, Actinopteri, Syngnathiformes, Syngnathidae. Gene Ontology annotation, molecular function: protein binding; GTP binding; calcium ion binding. Gene Ontology annotation, cellular component: plasma membrane; cytoplasm.